CACACCUGCUUUGGGAAGGAAACUCUGGAUUUCUCCCAGGCAGGAGCAGCCAGCUGCCACCCAAGCCUGGUCCCUGUGCUGACAAACCCUGGCACCAGCCACAGCUCCUUAAAGAGAGGGGGAAGUUCCUCCCCAGGGCCAGCACCUGUGCCAGCAGCUUUGCUGUAAAAGCUGCCCCAGGAAGCUGCUGGGCUGCUUGUGAGUGGUGGAGAGAGUGUGAGGCUUUUCAGGCUGCCCGUUCCCGGGAUGGCGGUGGCGCUGGCGGUGGCGCUGGCGGUGGCUCUGGUGCCGCUGGCAGCCGAGGCGGGGAAGGAGCCGCUGCUGAACGUCUGCAUGGAUGCCAAACACCACAAGAGCGAGCCGGGCCCCGAGGGGAAGCUCUACGAGCAGUGCUCCCCCUGGAAGGACAACGCCUGCUGCACGGCCAACACCAGCCUGGAGGCCCACAAGGACCAGUCCUACCUCUACAACUUCAACUGGAACCACUGUGGGGUGAUGCCACCCAAAUGCAAGCGCCACUUCAUCCAGGACACGUGCCUGUACGAGUGCUCCCCCAACCUGGGGCCCUGGAUCCAGCAGGCUGACAGCAGCUGGCGGCGGGAGAGGAUCCUGCACGUGCCCCUGUGCAGGGAGGACUGCGAGCAGUGGUGGCAGGACUGCAGGGACGCCCUCACCUGCAAGGACAACUGGCACAAGGGCUGGAACUGGGCCACAGGAACCAACCGCUGUCCCUGGGGCUCCGAGUGCCGGCCCUUCCACCAGGUGUUCCCCCGGCCCCAGGACCUGUGCGAGAAGAUCUGGUCCGGCUCCUUCAGGUACAGCGCCGAGCGCCGGGGCAGCGGCCGCUGCAUCCAGAUGUGGUUCGACCCUGCCCGCGGCAACCCCAACGCGGCAGUGGCCCGGUACUACGCCGGGACAAGGAGAUCCUCCCCCGGCCAGGAGGGGACCCUGGCUCCCCCGAGCCGCGGCAGCGGGCGGGCUGUGCCCUGGGCCCCGCUGGCCCUGCUGCCCCUGGCGCUGCUGCUGCUCCCCCCGGGGCUGGGGGCUGGGGGCUCCCUGUGACCGCUCUGGGAGGGGGCCGAGCAGCUCUGUCCGUCUGUCCCAGUGCUCAGCACAGGCUGUGUGGCUGGACCACCUCUCUGCUGCCACAGCGGGGAUUUCCCUGCCCCUGCCUCUGGGGAAGAGCAGGGCAGUCUCUGCUCUGCUGUGGGAGCUGCUGCCCAUCUGUGCCCCCCCUUGGCUGAGCUCUGGUGCCUGGAGUUUGGGCUGCUGUGACUCCCUGAAGUGCCUCUGGUAAUAAAGUCUGGUCCUGUUUCA
This is a messenger RNA of Haemorhous mexicanus (house finch), 1317 nucleotides long. RefSeq names its product folate receptor gamma-like. The record is from RefSeq and is a predicted model, not a curated record. Gene Ontology annotation, cellular component: external side of plasma membrane. The transcript is spliced from 5 exons. Bases 247 to 1062 code for a protein of 271 amino acids. Gene Ontology annotation, molecular function: signaling receptor activity. Lineage: Eukaryota; Metazoa; Chordata; Aves; Passeriformes; Fringillidae.